Platichthys flesus (European flounder) is the source of this 2005-nucleotide messenger RNA. RefSeq names its product acyl-CoA synthetase family member 2 (gene acsf2). Gene Ontology annotation, biological process: fatty acid metabolic process. The record is from RefSeq and is a predicted model, not a curated record. NCBI's taxonomy places the organism in Eukaryota, Metazoa, Chordata, Actinopteri, Pleuronectiformes, Pleuronectidae. The transcript has 16 exons. Bases 65 to 1873 code for a protein of 602 amino acids. Gene Ontology annotation, molecular function: medium-chain fatty acid-CoA ligase activity.
GCCUCCUGCAGAUCGAGGAGCAGCAGAGUCUCGGUGCAGAGUCUCAGUCCCGAGCUGCUCCACGAUGCAUCACGUCGCGCUCUGCUCCAGGACUCUGGCCGGGAGGCUCCUGCAGGGCCCGAGGAUCUGGACCCGGAUCUCCGGAUCUCCUGCAGCGAGGCGUGGACUCCAUGUGGACUCUCCGCCCAUCGUCCCAGUUCUCACGACCAGUUACGUCCACGGCACCUCGUCCACGUCUCUGCUCCACCUGACGGUGGCCGAGUCUCUGCUGAGGUCGGUGGAGCGCUUCCCCGACCGGGAGGCCGUGGUCUUUCUGCAAGAUGGAGUCCGCAAGACCUUCUCAGAGUUCCAGCAGGACGUGGACCAGGCUGCAGCCGGACUUCUGGCUCUGGGACUGAAGAAGGGCGACCGGCUCGGCAUGUGGGGCCCCAACACCUACGAGUGGAUCCUGUUCCAGUUCGCGACGGCCAAAGCCGGAGUGAUCAUGGUGGCCGUGAACCCAGCGUACCAGCAGCAGGAGGUGGAGUUCGCUCUGCAGAAGGUUGGGUGUAAAGCCAUCGUGUGCCCCACGCAGUUCAAAACUCAGAAGUACUGUGAUAUGCUGAAGAAGAUAUGUCCCGAGAUCGAGACGUCCACCCCGGGGGACAUCAGGAGCGCCAGACUCCCUGACCUGCGCACUGUGGUGGUUCUAGACAGCCGACAGCCUGGAAUGUUUCACAUGGACGACCUGAUGCAGGCGGGCAGCAGCCGCUUCAAGCUGCAGCUGCAGGAUCUGCAGAAGAAGAUCUCCUUCGACGACCCAAUAAAUAUCCUGUUCACUUCGGGCACAACUGGGAGUCCAAAGGGAGCCACCCUGUCCCAUCACAACGUGGUCAACAAUGCCUUCUUCACUGGUUUACGGGUCGGAUACACCUGGAGGCCUCACACCCGUAUCUGUCUGCCUGUGCCCCUGUACCACUGCUUCGGCUCUGUGGGGGGGGGCUUGUGUAUGGCCCUUCACGGCCUCACCCUCGUCUUCCCGUCCACCGGCUACGACGGUAGAGCCAACCUGGCCGCGGUGGAGAGCGAACGGUGCACCUUCAUCUACGGCACCCCCACCAUGUAUGUGGACAUGGUGAACCAGCCCGACUUGGCCAAAUUCGACCUGUCGUCACUGGAAGCAGGCAUCAUGGCCGGCUCCCCUUGUCCUCCAGAGCUCGUGAGGAAGGUGUCCUCUGACAUGGGCCUCAAAGAAAUAACAAUCGGGUAUGGAACCACAGAGAACAGCCCGGUGACGUUCUGCGCGUCCCCGAAGGACAACGCCGAGAGGAAGAGCGAGACGGUCGGCUACGUGCUGGACCACAUCGAGGCUAAGAUCGUGAACCCAGCGACUGGCGAGCUGGCGGCUCUGGGGACGACGGGGGAGAUCAUGAUCCGAGGAUACUGCGUGAUGCUGGAGUACUGGGACGACCCGGCCAAGACAGACGAGUGCAUCAGUAAAGACGGCUGGUACAAGACUGGCGACAUCGGCAGCAUGGACGCCUUCGGCUACUGUCGCAUUCAGGGCAGGAUUAAAGACAUGAUCAUCAGAGGAGGAGAGAACAUCUACCCGGCGGAGAUCGAGCAGUUCCUGCACACGCAUCCCAAAGUGAUGGAGGCUCAGGUGGUCGGAGUCAAGGACGCUUACAUGGGUGAAGAAGUCUGUGCUUGUAUCAAAGUGGUAGAAGGCGAGGAAUGCACUGCAGAGGAAAUCAGAGCUUUCUGCAAGGAUCAGAUCGCUCACUUCAAGAUCCCUCGCUACGUGCUCUUCGUCACCAGCUUCCCCGUCACUGUCACUGGAAAGGUGCAGAAGAACAAACUGUGCGAGGUGGCUGAGAAGCAGCUGGGAAUGUGAGAGGCGCCGCUCCCUGAGGUUCAACUCUGUUAACUGAGCUCAGACUCAGAAUGUGAAGAUCCUUUUUUUUUCUUCUUGCAGAAACAUAUUUUUACAUCAAGAUGAAUAAAAUUUUGUAUGAGAUUAUUAAAA